AUGAAUCUCUCGGCCAUCAGAGAAAUCAAACUACUUCGUGAGAUUGGCCACCCAAAUGUUCUUUCUCUUUUGGACGUCUUCAGCCAAGACUUCGGAAUUUGCCUCGUCUUCGAGUUUAUGGAAUCAGAUCUGGAGGCAGUAAUUCGUGAUCAGACGGUGGUUCUCACACCCGCCAACAUUAAAUCUCUGAGUCUCCAAGUAAUUCUCAAAUUUGGACCACGUUUGCAUUUGGAACUUGUGAAAGGUUUUCUAACACUCCCCUUCGAGAUUUUUUACAAGCAGCUCCUCGCACUGUCCUUUUACUUAGGCUGUGUUGGAGGGAUGCUAUAA
Dibothriocephalus latus is the source of this 330-nucleotide messenger RNA. Lineage: Eukaryota; Metazoa; Platyhelminthes; Cestoda; Diphyllobothriidea; Diphyllobothriidae. The record is from the annotation of a GenBank genome assembly.